Molecule: messenger RNA, 939 nt
Organism: Sus scrofa (pig)
Lineage: Eukaryota; Metazoa; Chordata; Mammalia; Artiodactyla; Suidae
Product: olfactory receptor 2J3-like
Biological process (GO): G protein-coupled receptor signaling pathway
Cellular component (GO): membrane
Molecular function (GO): olfactory receptor activity; G protein-coupled receptor activity
Source: RefSeq, a predicted model, not a curated record
AUGAUGAAGGAAAAAAAUGCAAGUUCUGAAGAUUACUUUGUUCUAAUGGGUUUUUCCAAUUGGCCUCACCUUGAGUUAGUUCUCUUUGUAGUUAUUUUGAUGUUCUACUUGAUGACAUUGAUAGGCAACUUGUUCAUCAUUAUCUUGUCAUACUUGGACUCCCAUCUCCACACUCCCAUGUACCUCUUCCUCUCAAACCUGUCUUUUCUGGAUCUCUGCUAUACCACCAGCUCCAUCCCCCAGUUGCUGGUCAACCUCUGGGGCCCAGGAAAAGCCAUGUCUUAUGUAGGUUGCAUGACUCAACUUUACUUUUCCCUUGCACUGGGAUCCACAGGAUGUGUGCUACUGGUGGUGAUGUCCUAUGACCGUUAUGCAGCUGUAUGUAGACCCUUGCAUUACACUGUCCUCAUGCACCCUUGUUUCUGCCAUCUGUUGGCUGUGGCUUCUUGGGUAAGUGGCUUUACCACCUCAGCACUUCACUCCUCAUUUACCUCCUGGGUAACCCUGUGUGGACAUCGUCAGGUGGACCAUUUCUUCUGUGAAGUUCCAGCACUGCUGCGACUGUCUUGUGUUGAUACCCGUGCUAAUGAGCUGACCCUCAUGGUCAUGAGCUCCAUUUUUGUGAUCAUACCACUUAUUCUCAUUCUCAGCUCCUAUGGUGCCAUUGCCCAGGCUGUGCUGAGGAUGCAGUCAACAGCUGGACUUCAGAAAGUCUUUGGGACAUAUGGAGCCCAUCUUCUGGUUGUAUCCCUGUUUUUCAUUCCAGUCAUGUGCAUAUAUCUCCAGCCCCCAUCAAGAGGUUCUCAAGAUCAAGGAGAGUUCAUUGCCCUCUUUUAUACUGUUACCACACCUAGCCUCAACCCUCUAAUCUAUACCUUGAGAAACAAAGAUAUAAAGGGGGCAGUUAAAAGAUUAAUGAGGUGGGAGAGGGAGAUGUGA